Messenger RNA from Eleginops maclovinus (Patagonian blennie), 2607 nucleotides. RefSeq names its product perilipin 3 (gene plin3). The transcript is spliced from 8 exons. Gene Ontology annotation, biological process: positive regulation of triglyceride storage; lipid storage. Lineage: Eukaryota; Metazoa; Chordata; Actinopteri; Perciformes; Eleginopidae. Gene Ontology annotation, cellular component: cytosol; lipid droplet. The coding region runs from base 149 to 1429 and encodes 426 amino acids. The record is from RefSeq and is a predicted model, not a curated record.
UGCAGCCCAUACUGAGCUGCAGUCCGGAGGAACGGAGGGAGGAACUUGUUGUGGGCUGGACGGGUGCAUUGACCAGCAUUAUCCUCCAGGUCAAACCAGGACAGAGGAGCAACACACUGCCAGUGAGAGAUUGAAUCCAGCAUUCACAAUGGCAGACAGCAGGAAGACUAAUGAGAGUGGAGCUGCCGCAGCAGAACCCGAUAAUGGAGACCAGCAGAGUGUUGUUUCCCGAGUGAGCCAUUUGCCUCUGGUCAGCUCAGCUUGCGGGGCGGUGUCCAGCGCCUACAGUAGCACCAAAGACAGCGUGCCCUUGCUGAAGGGAGUGAUGGAUGCAGCGGAGAGCGGGGUCCGGACCCUGGGAGCCGCGGCCUCCACGGGCUCAAAGCCUCUCCUGGACAUUAUAGAACCACAGAUUGCCACGGUGAAUGAGUACGCCUUAAAAGGACUGGAUAAGAUGGAGGAGAAGCUGCCUAUUCUUCACCAGCCAGCAGACAAGGUGGUGUCGGACACAGUAGGUAUGGUGUACCAGUCGGUGGCGGGGGCCAAAGACGCUGUGGUUGGGGCCGCGAUGGGCGGGGUCGAGAUGACCUGGGCAGCCAUCAGCGGAGGACUCAUGACCGCCAUGGGCACCAGGAUGGGCCAGAUGGUCAGCUCUGGGGUGGGCCUGGCACUGAGCCGCUCAGAGGACUGGGUCGAGCAGAACCUACCCCUCGCUGAGACGGAGCUGGCUGCUGUGGCUGAACCUGCCAGCAGUGAGGUGACUUCCCUUACCACCAGCCCCAGCUACUUUGUCCGCUUGGGGAAACUCUCAGCCAAAGUCCAGGAGCGGGCCCUACAGCACUCCCUGGGCCGUGCACGACAUGCCAGGGAUGCCACCUAUGCUACAGUGGCUCAGAUUACCAGUACACUGGACCUGCUAGAGACCGCUCGCACGGGUCUGGGUACCGCCAGUAACCAGAUAGGAGGAGCCUCCGAGCAGCUGCUGCAGCGAUGGACCGAGUGGAAGCAGAAGCAGGCUGGAGCUGGACAUACUGAGUCAGAGCCAGAUGGGACGAGAGAUGAGGCUGAGCAGCUGGAAUGGCGGGUCCUCUCCAUGGUACAUGGUCUGAGCGACCAGCUGAAGUCAGCAUGCUCCAACGUUGUGUCGAGUGCUCAGGGUCUGCCAGGAGCAGUCCAGGACCAGCUGACCAACGCACGGCAAUCUGCUGAACUAUUGCACGCCUCUCUGGGGAACACCAACACCAUCACACCCCUCCUUCUGGAGCAAAGCCGUCACAAUCUGAACCAAGUUAAACAGUCCCUGGAUGGUGUCAUGGAGUAUCUACUGAACAACACACCGCUCAACUGGCUGGUGGGACCUUUUGCCCCGCAGAUCACUGAGAGGGCAGAGGGAGCUGCAGUAAUGGAGCCGAGCAAUCCACACAACUAGACUUCAAGACUUUUUUGUGUUUCUCCAUGAGUUAGGGGGAGUGUUGACAGACAACUGUAUACCAUAUAUGCACCAUUUAAACAUAUACAUCUGCUUGUUUUAAUGAAAAAAAGGCACUGCCUUCAUCAAUGUUUUCUUCAUUAUGCACUAAAUAUUGUAUUGAUGACACUAAAUGUGUGAUAUAAAAGUGAAUGGAAUUUAACCAUUGCCAAAAGCACUGACCUUUGGCCUUAUACAAUUAACUAGUUUGUGCACUUUAUUAUAUUUCCUAUAAGAUUAUAGUGUGUUUUUACAUAUCAAUGUAUGUAUCUGCCAAUAGUUAUGUUGAAAAGAUUUUUAUUAGUGCCUUUUAAAAAGUCCAAGCAUUCCUUUAAUUAAGUCAAAUGAAAGAUUAUAGUAUUUUUACAUAUCAAUUUAUGUAUCCAUCUACCCAUACUUUAAAAGUGCCUUUCAAAAAAGUCAAAGCAUUACCAUGAUUAAUCCAAAUGUAAGUUGUCUAGCACUACAGAUACCAUUUCAAUGCUCUAAAUUCCCUUUUUGAAAAAUUGAGAUGUAUAGUUCAUAGUGUUAUUUCAGUAUUUUGUGUCCGAACUUUGAUGGAUUCAGCUAAUGAGCUGUCAAUGAGCUGAAUACAUUAAAAAAGGUGUUAUUUCCGAGGUUUGGAGUGUUGUUGGGGUGGUGGGCUUUGCUGCUGCUGGCCACACUUACUGAAGGCUGAUCAAUCUAGAUACCGGCAGUAAAGAAGGUAACAGAUGAUUUCAUUUAAUUUGUCAAUUAUUUAAGUAUAAAUACAAUAUCCUUUGUACACUUCUAAGACUUCUUGUUUUUAAGAAGCUGAUCAGACAUUAAAUUAAAUUAAUUGUACACAGUGUUUGUCAUUCUAUUUGACAUUUGAUUAUGUUGUUAAAGGGCCUGUUUAACCUACGGAAUAACGAGUACAUCAGUUCAGAUCUUGAACGUUGUGGUUUCAGCAAGUACAACAGCUUGACUGCAAAAAAACCUUUGAAUUAAGUAAAAAGAUGUAUAGUUCAUAGGUUUUUCAUUUGCUUUUAGAUGUGCAUUUUUUAUUGAGUAUUUUGUCUCUGAACUUUGGAUUCAGCUAAUGAGAAAGUAACAUUGUGGGAAAAGUACAGUAUUGUUCCUAUGAUUGUAUACAUUAAUAAAGGCGUUAUUCCUGA